CUUCGCUCUUAAACAUUCAGAUUCGUUUCAAGGACGGACCGCCCGGUGUCACAUCAUUUUCUGUCCGUCUGGCAAAGUAACCAAGUGAACGAGCGUAGGCAAGUCGCUGUCUGUGACAUUUUCUCACAAACUGUGUCGUGAAUACUCUUGAUGGACUGCGUGGAGCAGAAAGACACAGAAGCAAAUGCGCCUUCAGUUGUGGACCGGUAUUACACACGGUGGUACAGACCAGACAUGAAGGGCAAAACGUGUGAGGACCACUGCAUCCUGCAGCAUUCGAACAGGAUAUGUGUUGUCACGUUGGCACACACUCACCCCAUCCUUCAGGACGGGCGGACAAUCAAGAGCAUCAACUACCAGAUCAGUAAUGGCUGCAGUCGACUGAACAAUAAAGUGUCUGGCAAAUCCAAGCGGGGUGGUCAGUUCCUUACUGAUUUUGCACCUCUGUGUCGGAUAACAUGCACGGAUGAAACAGAAUACACAAUCUACAGCUGCAUCCGGGGCCGUCUUCUUGAGGUCAAUGAGAAUAUUUUAGAAACACCAAAUCUCUUGUUGGAAAAGCCAUCCACUGAUGGAUAUAUUGCCGUCAUCCUGCCGAAGUUUGAGGAGAGCAAGAGCAUAACAGAGAAUCUUCUGAGCAGGGAGGAGUUCGAGAGCGUUGUCGCCAAACGCAGAGUUGACCAAUCACAACCCUCAUGACGGAGCUGGAUGUUCUUGUUUUAAGUCAAGACUGUUCUGGGGAGCUUCCCUUCCUUCAUCUUCCAGCAGGUUGGGUAUAGACUGAGGAAAUUCUCCUGGUGAGUGACAUUCACCUUCUGGUCACUUCAAAGGGACUACUGCAUAUAAUGCAGGGACUGCACUGUGCCUCUAAACUAUUAGAUGUUGUUUUUCAUGUUUCAGAAAAUAAGGAAGGUUUCAGUAAGCAUUUAAGUCUGUAAUUUAUUGUUUGGGUUGUCCAAUUUGAAAAAUGAGGAAAUGGAAUAAUAAAUUACUUGAAGUCUGUUUGUUAAAUACCCUGAACUAAUAUUCAGUUUGAAUUAUUUUUCUACAAUGUCAAUAAACACAAACAGUGGUUUAAGAAAAAA
Molecule: messenger RNA, 1085 nt
Organism: Acanthopagrus latus (yellowfin seabream)
Lineage: Eukaryota; Metazoa; Chordata; Actinopteri; Spariformes; Sparidae
Gene: abitram
Product: actin binding transcription modulator
Exons: 6
Coding region: 151-699 (182 amino acids)
Biological process (GO): dendrite morphogenesis; regulation of filopodium assembly; regulation of actin filament polymerization
Cellular component (GO): filopodium tip; nucleus; dendrite
Molecular function (GO): actin monomer binding; actin filament binding
Source: RefSeq, a predicted model, not a curated record